AUGUCGGGCCUCGAGCCGCUCGCGGCCUUGGGUCUUGUGUGCAACAUCGUUCACCUAGUCGAAGUUGGUCUCAAAACAGCAACACUUUGCAAGAACGCCUAUCGCACAGGCGAACCAGAUCCCGAGCUCAGCGUCUACGCUCGGAAUCUGGCAGUCGCCGCUUCAAGCUUGGGCCAGUCGCUGGAGCACUCCCAGCACCCCCUCAGUCUCGAUGACGAGAGGCUCCUGACUCUAGCUCGCAAUUGUCGAGAUGCCGAAGCUGAAUGGAGGAAGAAAACCCCAGCUCGGUUCCUUUCCCAACAACAACCUCGAAAGCGAGAUCGCUUUGGGGCCGUUUUCCGAGGGAUUAUCAAUAAGCCGGAAAUCGAUCGCUUGGAAAGUCAGCUACAGAAAGCCAAAGAGUCUCUGGAGACAGAUCUUCUUGUUGGAGCCUUUAAACGCCUUGAAAUCUCCAAAGUCCAGGCCGACGACCUUCGAGAAACGCUUCAAAAUCUCCUUGUCGUAGCAUCCGCCAGUGAAACAAAACUUCAGAACCUCAUCCAAGUACAAGUAUCUCUGGUCAAUACGCAGUUAUCAGACCGCAUUGAGAGAGCCGAAUCAUCCACAAAAGCUCAUAUCACAUCAGAACUUGGUAGUCAUGAGUCAAGAAUUAUAUCACACGCCGAAAAGGGGAAGGAUAGUCUCUUGGCAGAAGCUGAAGCAAGAGAGGCGAGCCGGAGGGAGGACGAGGCCUACGAACGACUCCUGCGCAGCUUCCAUUACCCAGACAUGAAUCAUCGAAAAAACGAGAUACAUUCCUCUCACGCGUCGACAUUCCACUGGAUAUUCGGACGAGCCAGUUUAGAUGUUCCUCAUCCAAAGCCUCGGCUUGGUGGUGGGCUAGACCUCGACGCCGAAGGGCUGGUCUACGGCAGCUUUGUCAGAUGGCUUGAAUCGCCUGAAAGCCGGUAUUGGAUCAGUGGCAGACCUGGCACCGGGAAAAGUGUGUUAAUCAAGUUCAUCACCUCUCAUCCACAAACAAUGCUCUCAUUACAGCAAUGGCAACCUGACGUCCAGAUUCUCGCUCACUUCUUCUGGAAAGUUGGCAGUCCCAUGCAAAGCAGUUUUAAAGGCUUUUUAUGCUCUCUUGCCUACCAACUAUUCGCUUUAGAUAAGAGGAAUGUCAUCGGUCGGCUCCAGAAGCAUCCUGACUGGUCCCGCAAGGCAGGACCUGGUGAUUGGGACAACAAUGAUCUCCAGUCUCUGGUUACUAGUCUUUUAGGCCUGUCAGCUAAGCCUUUUUGUCUUUUCAUUGACGGCCUCGACGAGCUCAUGGACGAUGAUGGGGUAUGUACCCUAAUUGGGUUCCUCAACACUUUGCAAAUAUCAUCACCACUGGUCAAGAUUUGUAUGUCAAGCCGCCCAGAACAAGCCAUACGAGUGCGACUGCGUCGCGAACCAGACUUGAAAAUGCAAGACUUGACAUGGUUUGAUAUUUGGCAAUAUGUAUGGGCUACUCUUGGAAACGCAGUCGGUCUAGCAAGCUCUUCAAUUUUCGUCGAGGAUCUUGUCAGGGAUAUCACCAGCAUGGCAGAAGGGGUAUUUCUUUGGGCUGUCCUGGUAACAAGAUCAGUUGCUCGGGGUAUCUUAAAUGGCGACUCAAAAGAGGAUAUCCAACAGAGACUCGUCAAGACUCCUAGGAAACUUCAUGAGCUUUACUUUAGCAUGUGGGCCAGACUGGGUGAGGACUCAGAUCUUUACCAGGAGUCGACGGCACUCAUUCUCAAAAUUGCCCUUUUUGCUUGGCGGCCACCACGAAAUGAUGGUGGCUUCAAGUCAUGA
Fusarium musae is the source of this 1821-nucleotide messenger RNA. RefSeq lists its product as uncharacterized. The transcript has 2 exons. The coding region runs from base 1 to 1821 and encodes 606 amino acids. The record is from RefSeq and is a predicted model, not a curated record. Lineage: Eukaryota; Fungi; Ascomycota; Sordariomycetes; Hypocreales; Nectriaceae.